AUGCAACAAUCUCAACCAUCAUCAUCAUCAUAUAUGUAUCCAUCAUCACCGACGCCUAGUGUUCCACUCUACGAUUCAGGUUACUCAUCAUAUGGCUAUACAUCACCUUCACCAUAUUCAUUACAUUAUUCAACAUGUCCAUAUGCAAAUAAUGAAUCAUACUAUAUUCCUGCGGAACCUUAUAUGCCAUACUGCAGUCCAGCAUCAGAAACAAUACAACAAAUUCCACAACCAUUUGCUAGUAGUACACCUAAUCAACAAAGUAACGUAUGUCUUGUCCCGACAAUCAAGAAUGUACAACCGAAACGUCGCCUUCAACAACAACAACAACCAGUCAUGGCUUCUCCAUCUUUUUGCCCAACUCGUAAACGUAUCAGCGAUGAAGCAAUUGAACGUCUUAAUGCAUUUUAUGAAAUAAAGAAACGCCCAACAGAAGCAGAAAAAGAUCGUAUCGCAAUGGAAUGUGAUAUUUCGCUAGCACAGGUCAAUACAUGGUUCAAUAAUGCACGCUCACGUCGUGGUGAUACCAAUCCAAAAUUAGCGCAAAAAUUACUGAAGCAACAAAUUGCUGCGUUAAACAAUCAAGUUACUCUUCUUCAACAACACCAUCAACAGUCGUCGUCUGGACAUGACUCAUUUUGA
Messenger RNA from Rotaria socialis, 642 nucleotides. The record is from the annotation of a GenBank genome assembly. NCBI's taxonomy places the organism in Eukaryota, Metazoa, Rotifera, Eurotatoria, Philodinida, Philodinidae.